This is a messenger RNA of Musca vetustissima, 2847 nucleotides long. Its product is annotated as PAX3- and PAX7-binding protein 1. The transcript has 13 exons. Gene Ontology annotation, biological process: spliceosomal complex disassembly; mRNA splicing, via spliceosome. Gene Ontology annotation, cellular component: U2-type post-mRNA release spliceosomal complex; nucleus. The record is from RefSeq and is a predicted model, not a curated record. The coding region runs from base 1 to 2841 and encodes 946 amino acids. Gene Ontology annotation, molecular function: DNA binding. NCBI's taxonomy places the organism in Eukaryota, Metazoa, Arthropoda, Insecta, Diptera, Muscidae.
AUGUCACUUUUUCGUAAACCGAAAAAAAUACAAAGACGAGUUUUUUCAAGUGCCCUAGAUGAUGAUGAAGAUGAUUGUGCUACGGCAGCAGCAGCAACAUCAACAAGGGAAAACAAUGAUGGUGGCUAUGGUAAAAAGAGAAACGAUGCAUCGGAUGAUAUGGAUCAGGAUGGUGAUGAACUUAUAGCUCCACCACCGCCUCACAUAUCGAGUAAAAAGAAACACCGUGAUGGAAAAUCGAAAUCUUCCAGUGGUAAAAGUAGUAGUGGCGGUGGUGGUGGUGCAGCUGCUGGAGCCUCAGAUGCUUACAAAACGAAGGCACUGUUAAGUUUCGCAGACGAAGAGGACGAUGGUGAAGUUUUCCAAGUACGCAAAUCAUCACAUAGCAAAAAAGUUAUGCGUAUGAUGGACAAAGAGAGACGUCGCAAGAAGCGCGAGGAACGUAGUGCUGAGCAUAAUACAGCAACCAGCAGCAGCAGCAGCGGUUAUGGUGGUCAUCAAACAACAAACAACGAUAGUGCUUCUAUGAAUCGUGAAAACGGUUCAUCACGUCUUAAUAAUGAUUCUCAUAAUUUAGGUUCAUCUGCAUCCUCGGCAUCAGCAACAAGUUCUUCGGAACAAAAUAAGAAAAGUAAUAAAAGUGAUAGUAUCCAAACAGAAAUACGCACAGACGACUUUGUGCUGGUAGUUAAAAAAACUGAACCAAAUAUUAUACUCAAUGGACGGGCAGCAUUAUGUGCUGGUCGUGAUGAUAUGUCCGAUGAGGAUUCCGACCAUAGUGACAAUGAACGGAAUGGUGAUAGCAGUAAACAUCGUUUUGCCAAACCGGAUCAUUUAAAGCAAAUGCUGGAAAGUGGAUCUAUACCCGAUGCGGCAAUGAUACAUGCGGCACGCAAACGCAGACAAAAGGCUCGGGAACAAGGUGACUUCAUUGCCGUUGAGGAACCAAAAGUUGAAACGAAAAAAGGCAGCCGUUUGGCUCGCGAAGAUAUGGAAGGCGAUAAUUCCGAUGAUGAAGAACGUAUGGAUAUGAAUGCCAUAACAGGCAUUAAGGAACGCGAAGAAAGGCGUGAAAAAUUCUAUGCCGUGGAAAAAGAUUGUUCCGACGAAGAUUCCGAUUGUGAAACCCACGAAUGGGAAAAUCAACAAAUACGUAAAGGCGUCACAGGUGCCCAAUUGGUAAAUGCUCAAAAUGAAUCGGUACUAUCAAGAUUUAUGAUUAAAUCGAGUGCUGAUAAGGCCAUCGAAGCCCCGCCGGAAGUUAAAUCCACAUCGACAUUGUUGGAGCAGGCAUAUGCCAAGUGUACCUUGGAACGACCACAACAAUUGUUAAGUGUUACCAAACCCAAGAAAGAUAAAACAAAACCGGCCGCCUUACGAUCGCCGCAAGAGAUUCGUGAAGCCAUCAAUGAACGGCUGAAUAAGUUGAAGGAACUCAAUGCCCGCCACAUGGGUGAUAUCGAAAGGCUUCAGCAGGAAAUGAAGGCUAUGCAAUUGGAAGAAAUGGAUGCUAAGCAAAAGGCCCCAGCGGCUGCUGCGAAAUAUCGUUUCUAUCAGGAAAUUAAAUGUUAUGUUACUGAUUUGGUGGAUUGUCUCAAUGAGAAGAUCUCUGCCAUUAAUGACUUGGAAAAAAGGUGCAUUGUAUUUUUUGGGAAACAUCAACAUUUCCUUAUUGAACGCCGUCGUCAGGAUGUACGAGACCAGGCAAGGGAAAUGGCCGAAGCAGCAAAACCCACAACGGUACGCAAGGGCCCAGAAUAUGAUGAACAAAUUCGGCGUGCGGCUGAGCGAGAGGGUCGUCGCACCCGUAGACGUUGUGAAAGGGAACGGCAAAAUACUUUAGCUUCCCAUUUGGAUGGUAUGUCUUCGGAUGAGGAGACAUCGGAUCGUUAUCAAGAGCAAUUUCAAAAUGAAUUGGAGGAACUCAUCAAAGAAGGCCUUGAAGUUAUGGAAGAUGUUACAGAUGAUUUUUGUAAACCUGAUAUAAUUUUAUCCAAGUUUCAUGCUUGGCGACAAACCGAUAUGAGCUCAUAUAAAGAUGCCUUUGUUAGUUUGUGUUUGCCUAAGAUUUUGGGACCUCUCAUACGUUUAGAAAUGCUAACAUGGUCUCCCCUGUUGGCUGACUAUAAAGAUAUUGAAAAAUUAAGCUGGUAUCCUGCCUGUAUUUUGUAUGCCUGGCAUGAAAAUGAAACUGAGGAAUCACUGAGACAAGAUCCCGAUGUAAAUUUGGUGCCAACUCUAAUUGAGAAAAUUAUUUUACCCAAAAUAACCGAUAUUGUCACGCAUUGCUGGGAUCCAUUGUCAACCACCCAAACAUUACGUUUAAUUGGUUUUAUAAAUCGUUUGGGUCGUGAUUACCCGCUGAAGGAGACAUCCAAAUCUUUACAGCAAUUAUUUAAGGCAAUAUUGGAUAAAAUGAAAAAUGCCCUAGAGAAUGAUGUUUUUAUACCCAUAUUUCCAAAACAAGUUUCAGAAAACAAGACCUCCUUUUUUCAACGGCAAUUUUGCAGUGGCCUAAAAUUGUUUCGUAACUUCUUAUCAUGGCAGGGUAUUAUUGCCGAUACACCUCUAAGAGAAAUGGCAAUUGGUUGCCUAUUAAAUCGUUAUUUACUUAUGGCCAUGAGGGUCUGUACACCAAUUGAUGCUAUAAGCAAAGCUUAUACAAUUGUUAACACAUUACCCACUGCCUGGCUACAACCCGAUUCAGAAUGUUUGAAAAAUUUACAGCUAUUCAUAUUGUACAUUAAACAGACAAUGGAAUCUUGUGAUGCUAACAAUCCUGUAUUUAUGCAAACUAGUGAUAAGGCUAAACAAAUCAUACAAAGACUACAUAGCAAUUAAAAAUAA